Messenger RNA from Fusarium vanettenii 77-13-4, 2670 nucleotides. RefSeq lists its product as uncharacterized. The record is from RefSeq and is a predicted model, not a curated record. Bases 1 to 2049 code for a protein of 682 amino acids. The transcript has 3 exons. Lineage: Eukaryota; Fungi; Ascomycota; Sordariomycetes; Hypocreales; Nectriaceae. Gene Ontology annotation, molecular function: protein binding.
AUGAAGAACUUCUUUGGUAGCGGCAAGAAGCCAUCAUCUUCCUCGUCUUCCUCAAGGAAGCCCACCAACGGAGCAAACGAGCAUUCGAGUCUCGACGACCGUGAACGUGACGAUACCGCUCAGUCGCACUCGGAGUCUUCGUCGCCCACCCGAUCUCCGACAAAAUCUUCUUCAUCUAGGAGAUCAUCCAGGCCUGCCUCAUACGCAGAGUCAAACAAGUCUUCACACUCGUCUAGACUCUCGAGGCAUUCUACCGACGCGGGCCACCGCUCCUCCCGCAGGCCUAAAUACGAGCCCGCCACUCACCCGCUUAACCUCCCACCCGAAGAGCGCAAACGCCUAUCUGCUCUCGCCGCCGCCAUGAACGGCAGCUCUAUGGAUAUCGACGGCGAGCCUGUCAACGGCGCCCGAGCUACCACUCCCCCGAACCCUUCCGCCCAGGCAAACUUUUCGGUGCCUAUUCCCAACGGCUCUACUCAUGAUGGCGCCCCUCCUCCUCCUCCCCAUAAGUCCAACCCCUCCAGCCCGACUCCUACGCCAAAGGAUGAUGCCGAGUCCUACAAGGCUGCCGGAAACCGUUUCUUCAAGGACAGAAACUAUUUCAAGGCUAUCGAGCAGUACAGCAAAGCUGUCGACCUAUUCCCUUUCGAUGCCACCUAUCUAGGCAACCGAGCCGCUGCUUACAUGUCUAAUGGUCAGUACGAGCAUGCUCUUGAGGAUUGCUCCCGGGCUGCCGAUUAUGACCCCCAGAAUGCCAAGAUUCUCCUGCGUCUUGCCCGCAUCUACACCGGCCUAGGCCGCCCCGAGGAAGCCAUGACAACCUUUAGCCGCAUUGACCCUCCCCCAUCUGCCAAGGAUAUGGCACCGGCCAAGGAGAUGCUGCACCAUAUUGAAUCAGCUCGCAACACCCUUCAGCGAGGCUCCGGAUCUGGCAUGUCCAUGGUUCUUCACGCUCUUGACCUUGCUGAGCGUGGCCUCGGUCCCAGCGUCACCAAGCCCCGCAAGUGGCAGUUGAUGCGGGGAGAGGCUUACCUCUUGAUGGGACGUGAGAACUCGCUGGGUGAGGCGCAGAACAUUGCCAUGUCUCUGCUGCGACAGAACAACCAGGAUCCCGAGGCACUUGUCCUUCGUGGGCGUGUGCUGUACGGCCAGGGAGACAAUGAGAAGGCUAUCCAAUGCUUCCGUAUGGCUAUUAGCUGCGAUCCUGACUUCCGUGAUGCAGUCAAGUGGCUCAGAAUUGUGCAGAGGCUUGACCGCAUGAAGGAGGACGGCAACGCCGAUUUCAAGGCUGGUCGACUGGAGGAUGCCAUCCAAAAGUAUACCAAUGCCUUGGAGAUUGACCCCUCCAAUAAGAACAUGAAUGCGAAGCUGCUACAGAACCGGGCGCAGUGCAAGAUCAAGCUUAAGCAGUUUGAUGAUGCCAUCGCUGACUGCGAACGCGCCAUUAGCCUCGAUCCUGGCUACACCAAGGCUCGCAAGACCAAGGCCAACGCGUUGGGCGGUGCAGAGAGAUGGGAGGAUGCUGUGAAGGAGUGGAAGACAGUUCAAGAGUUCGACCCCGAGGACCGUUCAGUCCUAAAGGAAAUCCGCAGGGCGGAGCUGGAGCUGAAGAAGUCUCAGCGAAAGGACUACUAUAAGAUUGUAGGCGUCGAGAAGACAGCUACACCCGACGAAAUCAAGCGAGCCUACCGCAAGAUGGCUGUCAAGCUCCACCCCGACAAGAACCCCGGUGAUGCCCACGCCGAGGAGAAGUUCAAGGACUUGCAGGAAGCCUAUGAAACAUUGAGCGACCCUCAGAAGCGAGCCCGUUAUGAUAAUGGCGACGACCUCGUCGAUCCUAGCGACAUGUUCGGCGGAGGCGGCAUGGGUGGAGGUAUGGGCGGCAUCGACCCCGAGAUUCUGUUCAACAUGAUGGGUGGCCAGGGCGGCUUCGGCGGCGGUGGCUUCCGGUCAGCUGGCGGUUUCCCUGGCGGCGGUGCCAGCUUCAGCUUUGGCGGUGAUCCUCGCCAACAACGUGGUGGUUACCCCGGCGGUUUCAACUUUUCAUGACCAGCCGACUCGGACCAAGACUCUGAGGAUCGAGAGUACGAUACAACGGACUACGAAGAGGAAGAGGAAGAGCAUGACGAUGAUGACGACUAUAAAACCCCCUUUGUCGAGAACCCACGAGCAGGAGCUCCCAAGAACAGCAAGUUCCGAGAUCAUAUCGAGCAGCGCCGAGAGGCCCAUGAUCGGCUCGUUGACACGGUACGGCGAUAUGGCACGGUGUUCCUGGCCGCAGCCGUCUUACUUCCAGCGCAAGUGGUACUCCUGGCUCUGGUGGGCAUUGGGUUCAUUUACAUUUGUAUGAGACGCGUCCGGCACCCCGGCGGAGACCGGUUGCCUACGUUCUAGAGACGUGCUUGGUCAUGUUACACACAGAGGGACAUUGCACGCAUGCUACACAAAUACCAUUGCCACGGCGUUUUUUUCAGGGACUAGUCUAGAGGAUGAGAGAGAUAGGCACAGGGCAGAGCUGCGGGACGGAGAGACCCGGCUCAUCCCUUUUGUUCAUAGUUCUGCCACGGAGGGAGGGAUAGGAUACUGGCGCGGACUCUUAGAUCGGUUCCUUGUGGGUUGCGUCCCAUGUCUGGCAUAUCAACUGUUAUGAUAAUAGAGGCUUUGUCCGCC